Molecule: messenger RNA, 1149 nt
Organism: Erigeron canadensis
Lineage: Eukaryota; Viridiplantae; Streptophyta; Magnoliopsida; Asterales; Asteraceae
Product: probable aquaporin PIP1-4
Exons: 4
Coding region: 106-966 (286 amino acids)
Biological process (GO): response to water deprivation; transmembrane transport
Cellular component (GO): plasma membrane; plasmodesma; vacuole
Molecular function (GO): water channel activity
Source: RefSeq, a predicted model, not a curated record
UAUAUUCUUCUCUCUUCACAAACUCACACCUCUUCCAAAACAAAAACAUAGAGUGAAUUAUAUCUAUAUAUAUACCAAGAAAGUAUACAUCUUUGAGGAAAAAGAAUGGAGGGAAAGGAAGAAGAUGUGAAGCUAGGAGCAAACAAGUUUCCAGAAAGGCAGCCAAUUGGGACAUCAGCUCAAGACAGGGACUACAAGGAGCCACCACCAGCACCUUUGUUUGAGCCAGGGGAGCUAUCCUCAUGGUCUUUUUACAGAGCUGGGAUUGCUGAGUUCAUUGCAACUUUCUUGUUUCUGUAUAUAUCUGUAUUGACUGUUAUGGGUGUGGUCAGAUCUCCAACUAAAUGUGGGACUGUUGGUAUUCAAGGGAUUGCUUGGGCUUUUGGUGGUAUGAUCUUUGCUCUUGUCUACUGUACUGCUGGUAUCUCAGGAGGGCAUAUUAACCCAGCCGUGACAUUCGGUUUGCUAUUGGCAAGGAAGCUGUCUUUGACCAGGGCAUUAUUUUACAUGGUGAUGCAAUGCCUUGGAGCCAUCUGUGGUGCUGGUGUGGUCAAGGGAUUCCAGGGUGAUGCCAGAUUCACCACACAGGGUGGUGGAGCCAAUGUUGUAGCCCAUGGUUACACCAAGGGAUCAGGUCUUGGUGCUGAAAUUGUUGGCACUUUUGUUCUUGUUUACACUGUCUUUUCCGCUACUGAUGCCAAAAGAAGUGCCAGAGACUCUCAUGUUCCUCUUUUGGCUCCUCUUCCAAUUGGGUUUGCGGUUUUCUUGGUUCAUUUGGCUACCAUCCCCAUCACCGGAACUGGGAUCAACCCUGCAAGAAGUCUUGGAGCUGCGAUUAUCUACAACAAGGAUCACGCUUGGGAUGACCACUGGAUCUUCUGGGUUGGUCCCUUCAUUGGAGCUGCACUCGCUGCCGUGUACCAUGUGAUCGUCAUCAGAGCCAUUCCCUUCAAGAGCAGAUCUUAGUUUCUUUUAUUUCUUCAAGUACGGAUUGUUGUUCUGUGUUCAAUGUGGAGUUUUUUGUUUUUCUGUUCGUUCGCUGUUAAUGAUUGUGUGUAAAUUAUUUACCCAAUAGGGGGGGUUUCAUUACUUUCUUCUUUGUUGUUAAAAACUUUAUAAGACCAUGCAAGGAAGAAUAUGUUUUUGAGA